GUAACAUGCCAUCGACCAACGCGAGCUCAUGAUACCAUAUCGGUACAUUACAAAGGCACCCUGCUGUCCGAUGGCAGCGAAUUCGAUGAGUCCUAUUCGCGUGGGGAGCCUCUCGAGUUCAAGAUUGGUGAUGGACAAGUCAUCCAGGGUUGGGACGAGGGACUGCUGGGCAUGUGCAUAGGACAGAGCAGGAAGCUGACCAUACCUCCCGACCUUGCAUAUGGGGACUCUGGUGCCGGACCAAUUCCGCCGAAAGCUACCCUCGUAUUUGAGACCAAGUUGAUGGACAUCGUCAACCUGAGCGACGAUGCCGAGUCCUCAGCAACAGAAGAGAGUAUCAGCAUAGCGACAGCACCACCAACGCCACCCGAGAGCGUCGACCAACUGAAAGAGGAAGGCAUCUUGCCGCCAGAUGAUGAUCAGCCCGAGAAGCAAGCCAAAUGCCACCUUCUCGGUCCAUUUGCGCUUCUCGUUCAAGGUGCACUCGGAUUUCUGGCCGUCUUGACUCUUGUGUACAAGAGGUGGAGAGAAGUGUCUAAGCGGCCAUGGAAGAUCUUCUUCUUUGAUGUUAGCAAGCAGCUCUUCGGCAGCAUGUUGCUCCAUGUCAUCAAUCUGGCCAUGAGCAUGCUUGGCAGUGCGGAUAUCGCGAAUGCUGCUGCGAAUGUGGCAGGAAAGGACAGUCAGACACCAGAAGGACGGAGGCCAAACCCAUGCAGCUUCUACCUGCUGAAUCUGGCUAUUGAUACCACAAUCGGCGUGCCAGUCCUCUACGUCCUGCUCAAGAUCUUGCACGCUCUCUUCCGACGGACCCCACUCGCCAACCCACCAGAAUCCAUCAAGUCAGGUCACUACGAUCAACCACCACGAGUGACGUGGUACCUCAAACAGCUGCUCAUCUACUGCAUCGGCCUCACCUUUAUGAAGCUAUUCGUCUUCGUCCUCUUCGAGAUGCUUCCGUGGUUACCAUGGGUUGGUGACUGGGCACUACGAUGGACUGAAGGCAACGAGGCCCUCCAAAUCACAUUCGCCAUGUUCAUCUUCCCGCUCGCAAUGAACGCCGUCCAGUACUGGAUCAUCGACAGCUUCAUCAUGGACAAGAAAAAGGGUUCAGGGCAGAAAUAUUCGCCAGUAGGGGGAGACGACGAUGGCGAAGAGGAGAGGAGGAUGAUCAUGCAUGAUGACGAUGACUCGGAAGGCGGAAAGAGUGUGGAAGUCGUUGAGAGUGAGGGUACAGGACCACUCAAAGAAGUCAGUCCUACGCCGAUUCCUGUUCGCAGU
Messenger RNA from Pseudocercospora fijiensis CIRAD86, 1278 nucleotides. RefSeq lists its product as uncharacterized. The record is from RefSeq and is a predicted model, not a curated record. NCBI's taxonomy places the organism in Eukaryota, Fungi, Ascomycota, Dothideomycetes, Mycosphaerellales, Mycosphaerellaceae. Gene Ontology annotation, molecular function: peptidyl-prolyl cis-trans isomerase activity. The transcript has 2 exons. Gene Ontology annotation, cellular component: membrane. The annotation marks the transcript as partial.